CAAUCGAUUGGUUGGUCAUUUACAUGAGCUGUCUAUGAUCAGCGGUUCAUGCGCAAGGCAAACGUAAUCGGUGUCUCUUCCAACCACCCAACCAUGGCAUCCAUCCACCCAACAGCCACCAACACCAAGCCCGUGCUACCUCUCCACCCAUGCACAUCCGUGUGCUCGUGUAAUGUGAUGUGAUUGAUGUGUUGGAUCGUCCCUCACCCCACCCCUCCCAACCCCCCCUCUCUCUCUGUCUCGCUCUCUUGUCUCUGUGCAGCCCAGAACGUUGUCAUGCUGGUUGGUCGUUGGGGCAUACAUGAGUGAGAGAGGACAUAGAGAGGGAGAGAGGACGGCAAGGGGGAGGGGCAGAGAGGCGGGCGAAAGUGGUAGCUAGACAAAACUGCUGUGUGUGCUGUGGGUGUUGUGUGUGUUGGUGGGAUUGGUGGCUUACAACGAGGCGUGCCGUUUUGGCUACCGAACGAGCAAACAAGCAUGCGAGCGAGCGAAUCCAUCCAUCCAUCCAGCAAAAAUAUCAGCGAUGGUGUAUGGGUGGAAUGGGUGGGUGGGGUGUGGCGGGAUAGGAAAGCAGCAAAGGCUGAUCAGCAUAGCUUAGAUAGAUAGAUGUAUAGAUGUACAUAUUUAGGUAUACGUAUGUCUUUACGUAUGCAAGACAAUAGGAUAGGAUAGGACGGGGCAUAGGAUAGGUAGGGAUCAAUCAUGACAUGCACGACCUACCUGCACGUCCACACCACCGACAAAUGCAAUCAAUGCAGACAUCACUGCACGAAGCGGCCAGGCCAUCAUAUCAUCAGCAACCCAAAUCAGUCGAAUCAAUCCACACGCAAGACGUUGACUGACAAGGCGGACAGCCAGGCGAAGAGAGUGGCGUUGGUUGGGUGGUGGGUGGGUCAUCUCACUCACUUAACGAACAGGCGGGCACAGGAGAGCCACGUCACGUAUGCAGACGGACGGAUCGGUGUGUGUGUUGGUUUGCACACAUCCCUCUCUCUCUCUCUCUCUCUUCGGCCCUUUGUGUCAUUUCUCUGCGUAUGUGUGGGCGUGUGCCGAUUGUGUUGUGUUGGGGUGUGUUGGGUGUCUGCAAGAGGUGGAUAGGCGUCUCUGUGUGAUCUGACUGACUUGUCCUAUGAGCUAUGAGCUAUGGCUAUCACCACACGCACGUCACGUACGCAAGCAGGCCAUAAAUAUGAAAUCACACCAGACCACAAUCCACGACAUCCAUCCAUUCAUCCAUCCAUCCAUGUGUGAAUGCAACGCCAUGCAAUCAAUGGAGGUACGUCACCAAGCCAGUAGUAUGUGUAUGUGUAUGUGUAUGUGUGGUUACUCACAUGACAGGUGCGGGUCCAGCGGCGCCCUCCGCGCCCUGCUGCUGGCCCGGCAGGCCAUACGGCGCCAUGGGUGCCCCGGGAGACGGCACGUACGGGCCGCCCAACGGGUACAUGCCCUGCACCGCGCCCACCAUCUGCGGCGGCACGGCAGGCACGCCGCCCAUCGUCACGCCAGGGAGCGGGCCUGAUGGCAUGACCACGGGUGCGCCCCCUCCGGGCGGGAUGACGGCCUGUGCUUGCGAGGGGUAGAAGAGGUGGCUGGGGCCGGUGGUGGCGAGCUCCCCGCGGACCGUGUAGCCCAGCUGCAGCUGCGGCACGUGGUGGUAGUACACCUGGCCGAUCUCCCCCUGAGGACCCUGCACACAGUCAUGACAGACACAGACAUUCAUGGAUGGAGGGAGGGAGGGAGGGAGGGUGUGUUUGGGUGCGGUGGGUUACCACGACGGAGGGGAUCUGUGCGUAGUCUAUGAAAUAUCUGAACUCGGCGGCCUUCAUCUGCUGCUCGUACUGACUGCAAUCAAUAUUGAUCACACAACCACAACCACCACACACUUCUCUGUCUGCUGCGUGCCUGUCUGUGCUUGUGUUUGGUGUGUGGUGCGCUGCUGCGUACGUGUGAAUGGGAUCGGCUACGUCCACCUCCUUCUGCACCUUGACCUCAUGCGGCACCGGCACCUCCCUGACAAACCAGGCCAUCCCAGCAAACACACACACACACACGUGUGCAGAUUGAUGGUCUCACUGUGAGUGUGCUGUGCUGUGCUGUUGUGUGUACCUUUCGACGAUUUUCUCGACAGGUUUGUCUCGGUAGACGUGUUUGGGCACCUCGAUGGUCUUCUCCAUCUCCUUGUACUGAGGCACCGGCACCUGACGCUCAGUGAUGCUCACCUAACCAGCCCCCCACACACAGCGCACCAGAACACACAGAACACACAAAACACACAAAACACACAUACACACGUGCAUGGCUGGGUGCAUCACGUAACACACCUUCCUCUCUCUCUCUCUCUCUCCUUCUCUCUCUGUGUGUGUGUGCUUGCUUACGGCGAGUUGGGGCACCUCGACCAGUUUUUCGACGGGGACCUGGCGUUCGACUCGGUAGGGCACGUCCACCUUCUUGGUCAGCACCUGCGUGUACACCUGAGGCACCUCGAUGCGCUUCUCGUACGGAACCUACACACCACACAACCACACACACACACAGACACACAGAAAGGCGAAUAUGGGUGUGUUGUGUUGGUGUCUGUAGGGUGUGAUGUGUGGGUGCGGACGAUGGGUACCACACAUACCAUUUGCAGAGCGUAGUGUGGGACUUCGACGAGUUUGUGUUCGUAGACGGGCUUGGGGACGUGCACCUCGCGCUCCUCCACCACGGGCUUGGGCACGUACACGACGUUCUCCUGCGUCACCUCCUCCACCUGCUCUAUCAACUUCUCCUCAUACUAUACCACACCACCAACACACACACACACACACAUUUGUGGGUGCGUGCGUGUUGUGUGUGGGUGUGUGUUGGCGGGGUGCGGCUGGCCACCUCACCUUGUACUGGGGGACUUCGAUGAGUCGUUCCUCGGUCAUGUACUUGGGCACGUGCUUGACGCGCUCCUGCAGCUCGAUCUUGGGCACGGGCACUACCUUCUCGUGGACAAUCAUGUGGCUCACGGGCUGCUCCUUGACCUGGUACGUCACCUGCGGCACCUCAACCUCCGUCACCACAGGCACCGGACGCAACACCUCACCAACAAUACGUUGCUGAACCACACAACACACAACACAACACACAGCCACAGAGAGACCACAACACACACAUCAGAUGACGGUCUUUCGCCCUCCCCAGUGUCUUUCCUCUCUCUGGUUCCGCCCCCCCAGCGCCCCUCUCUCCCUCCCCUCUGCCCGAACUCAUGCCCACCUGCACGAUGCGGUCUCCCUCCUUGUAGCUCUGCCCCAGCUGGUGUGGAGUGGGUCUGAAGACCGAGCCCUCCUUCGCGGGCAGGCCACCAGGGUACCCAGGGGCACCAGGGGCACCAGGGGCGCCGAAAGGAGGGGCAGCACCGGGCGGCAUGGCUCCAGGAGGGCCGGGCAUGGCGCCAGGUGGGAAACCGUAGGGCACGGCACCGGGCGGCAUGGCUCCGGGGUAGGGAGGCACACCAGGGGGCACACUGGGAGGGGGAGGACCGCCGUACAUCGUCAAUUAGCUAUCACAAAGGGAAAACUCGUCAAACAGGCGACGGAACCGGGUUUUGCACAGG
This is a messenger RNA of Vitrella brassicaformis, 3580 nucleotides long. The record is from the annotation of a GenBank genome assembly. NCBI's taxonomy places the organism in Eukaryota, Vitrellaceae.